Molecule: messenger RNA, 792 nt
Organism: Camelina sativa (false flax)
Lineage: Eukaryota; Viridiplantae; Streptophyta; Magnoliopsida; Brassicales; Brassicaceae
Source: RefSeq, a predicted model, not a curated record
CUCUUUACACUAUACAAAGAAAAAAAACACUUAAGCUACCAAACAAAGAAAAACAAAUAGAGAGAGAAAAAAGAAAGACAGAGAAGUGAGAAAAGAUAUGGCAGUAGAAGAGGUUGGAGACGACUACACAAAAGAUGGAACAGUUGAUCUUCGAGGCAAUCCUGUUCGAAGAUCCAUUAGAGGUCGUUGGAAAGCUUGUUCAUUCGUCGUUGUGGAUGAGGUGUUUGAACGGAUGGCUUAUUACGGAAUAUCAAGCAACCUGGUGAUUUACAUGACAACCAAACUGCACCAAGGAACGGUCAAGUCGUCGAACAAUGUGACCAAUUCGGUUGGGACUAGUUGGCUCACACCAAUCUUGGGUGCUUACGUCGCAGACGCUCAUCUUGGUCGCUACAUCACUUUCGUUAUCUCUUGUGCUAUCUAUUUCUCAGUACGUUUAUUUCUGAUUCUAUAACGAAGCAACCCACAGAAACAUACGUACACGGUACACCAUACAAAAUAAUUACUUUAUGGGACUAUACGUAUAGUUUAUUUUAAUUUGUCAUUACAAAGAUAUUAAUAUCAGUAUUUGAUGACAUCACGUUGGUCCUGUUUGUUUGUGUGUUGCUGGUUUCAGCGAUAGCCACGGGUUUCAGCGACGGACGACCAGCAAUACUGUUUGUUGUUCGUUUUCUUGUCUCUGAAUACUGUCGCUAAUCCGCGACUGUCGUUGAAAUAUGUCGUUAUGCUUUUCGCUUUUUUGUCGCUGAAUAUUGUCGCUAAAUCAACGACAGUCGCUAAAAUCUGUUGCUA